AUGGCGACGCAGGCUGAAGUCGGUGUUGCCGACUUUGUUCUCUUGGACAAUUUGACGACGGAUAAAUUCGUCGAGAAUUUGCAUUUGAGAUUUCAACAUAACAAAAUUUACACGUACAUCGGCGAAGUAUUGGUAUCUGUCAAUCCCUACAAGACCCUGGACAUCUAUGGGCCGAAGCACAUGGCGCAGUACAGGGGCAGAGAGAUGUUCGAGGUGCCACCACACGUGUACGCUGUCGCCGAUGCGUGCCAGAGGGUGCUUAGGCAACAGGGCAGGGACACAUGUGUGUUAAUAUCAGGAGAAUCUGGUUCAGGCAAGACAGAAGCCUCGAAGUUAAUCAUGAAGUAUAUCGCCGCCAAUACCACGCAAGUUCACAGGGAAUAUAUUGAUAGGGUAAAAAACGUGUUAAUCCAAUCAAACUCGAUUCUCGAAACGUUUGGUAACGCCAAAACGAAUCGCAACGACAACUCGUCACGGUUCGGCAAGUACAUGGACAUUCACUUCGACUACAAGGGUGAUCCGGUCGGAGGACACAUCAGCAACUAUCUACUUGAGAAGAGUAGAGUAGUCAGUUUACAGCCAGGGGAACGCAAUUUCCAUGCUUUUUAUCAGUUACUAAGCACAAGUAAUCCAGUAGCAAAGAAGUUCGGCCUGUCAACAAGUGCAACGUAUAAAAUUCUGGGCAGCGAGCGGGCGACAGCGCAAGAUUCAAAACUUCAUUCGGUUACCAACAGCGCGUUCAGCUCAUUGGGCUUCCCGCAGAAUAUUGUGGACGACAUUUGGAGUAUAGUCGCAGGUGUUAUUUUAUUGGGAGAACUAACCUUCUCAGAAGGUCAAAAUGGCCUUCAAAUCGGCGGACCUCUAAAACAAUGCGUCGCAGCGCUUGGCGUGUCAGAUGCUGCGUUACAGUCGGCUAUGGCCGGCAGAGUGUUAUCAGCUGGUGGGGAUUUAGUCAGCAAAGAACAUUCGCUCAUUGACGCCAAUUACACGAAGCUGGCGUUAGCCAAGGCUGCUUAUGACAGACUGUUCACCUGGAUCGUGCAACAGAUAAACAAAGCAAUAGACGUACCCAGCGACACAUACAAGAACACCCUAAUCGGCGUGCUGGAUAUCUAUGGCUUCGAGAUCUUCGAAACGAACAGCUUCGAACAGUUCUGCAUCAACUACUGCAACGAGAAGCUACAACAGCUGUUCAUCGGUGAGUUGAUUAGCUUGCAUACCAAAAGACAAGCUGUAAAUCGAAGCAGCUGGUACCUAAAAGUGCAAUUCUAAAAAAAGGACUUGCGCUUUGUGAUUGACGGCCUUGUGCAGUAGUACAUAUUGCUUCUAUGUUGAAAUCCUGUGAUUCAGAUAUCGGACACGCAACUGCUGGAAGCGCUGGACAAGCGCCUAGCCGGACACAAGCACUACACGUCACGACAACUCGCAGCCACUGACAAGAAGCUCAAACACUCAGUCGAUUUUCGCAUCACUCAUUAUGCUGGUGACGUCACAUACGCGAUAACGGGUUUCAUGGACAAGAACAAGGACUCCUUAUGGCAAGACUUAAAGCGGCUGCUUUACAAUUCUACCAACAAGUCCUUGUCCGACAUGUGGCCGGAGGGGGGCACUAAUAUACAGAAGACGUCGAAGCGGCCGCCGUCCGCCGCAACGCUGUUCCGCAACUCCAUGGCCUCGCUGGUGACCGGCCUGCAGAGCAAGGAGCCCUUCUACGUUCGCUGCGUCAAGCCCAACCCGCUGCAGUCGCCCAACGCCUGGGACCAGCAGCUGGUGCGGCACCAAGUGGCGUACCUGGGCUUGGUGGAGAACGUGCGCGUGCGGCGCGCCGGCUUCGCGUCGCGCCAGCGCUACGACCGCUUCCUUAAGCGGUACAAGAUGCUGUCGCAGUACACCUGGCCUAACUUCCGCGGCUCCAACGACAAGGACGCCGUCAUGGUGCUGUUGCGGGACCUGCAGAUCACGGACGUGCAAUUCGGCCACACCAAACUCUUUAUCAGGAGCGCCAAGACGCUGCACGGGCUGGAGGCGGCCCGCGCCGAGCUGAUCCCGUCCAUCGUCGUGCUGCUGCAGAAGCUGUGGCGCGGCACGCUGGCGCGCACGCGCUUCCGCAAGAUGAAGGCCGCGCUCGUCAUCUACAACGCCUGGAGACGCUACCGCGCGCGACGCUACCUGUCGGAGCUGCAACGCGAGCUGCAGCGCGGCCGAGGGCUCAUCCAGCGCUGGCCCGUGCCGCCCCGAAAGCUCAACGUCUCCAUCGUGCAGGGGGCGUACCGGCGCUGGCGCGCCUACCUGACGCUGAAGCCCAUCCCGCGCGAGCAGUGGCCGCAGCUGAAGAUGAAGAUCUGCGCCGCCAGCGCGCUGCGCGGCCGCCGCCCGCAGUGGGGGCAGGGCCGCCAGUGGCUGGGCGACUACCUGGCCGACGACAAGUACAACGCCAAGUCAGCCCUUUACAAAGCCUCAAUAGUCUCCCUCCAAAAGUCACAACAAAUCGGCAAGCCUAUGUUCUCGUGCAAGAUACAUAAGUUCAAUCGAUACAACAAGUUGGCCGACCGCUGCUUACUAGUCACCGAAACGGCUGUCUUCAAGCUCGAUAGCAACAGCUUUAAGCCGCUUAAGAAACCAACACCAAUUACUGAGGUGGGCGCCGUGCGCGUGAUGAGCUCGGACGCGCAGCUGGUGGUGGUGAGCGUGCCCUCGGCCAAGAACGACCUGGUCGUGGGGCUGGUGGGGCAGACCGACCUGGUGGGCGAGCUGCUGGGGGUGCUGGCCAACAGAUACCGCAUGUUAACAGGUUCAGAACUGACAGUGGAAGUAGAAAGCGGGGCCACCACCCGCUGCAUCCUCGGCGGAAAGACCAGAGCUCUUCAGCUACCGUCCCCGACGAGCACGGCCACGCCUAUAUCUGGAGUCGUGCCCCCCUUCACGCAUGCGCACAACGUCAUCACGUACCACCCCGCUUCUGCUCGAGCGUAGAUCAGAGAUGAGGGUUGGAGUGAACUGCAGUGGAGGUACAUAUAUUGUGGGGCAGCGCGGCACUAUUGUGCUGCAUGGGUUUCGUAACAAAUGCGGCGUCGGUAUAGAUGCAGUUUAGAGUCCUUGAUUUACAUAAAAUCUUACGUGUAAUCAAGUCAAAAAGGACGUAUGAUUUGUGAAGGAAUCAGUAUGAAAGUACCGAAUCCUGAGUACCUAUACAGAUUUUUAGAAAAAAUUCAAAGUCAGUUUUUAAAUACUUCAAAGUACACCCAAACUGUACAAGGUGCUUAAUUGACAAAUGUAAAAGCCUAUAUAGAAAUUGUACAUGUAUAUAACAAAAUUUUAUAUACAGACUGCAGCACAUCAAGCUACACAUUAUUAGAUCUUUUUCCGUCGCCCUGGAGGCGAUAUUUGAACUAAAGUGUAUAAAGUGUAUACAGCUUGAUAUACUUUUGACUGUAUAAAUUCUAAGUUUCGAAAUAAGGAAAUGUGACCACGUUACUAUUCUAGAAAAUCGUCUAUUUCUAUUUUCAUCUUUCAAACUUUACGUAAGAAGAGUUUUCUCUAGCGGUCGCUCAGUCUGCAAUCGUUAAGU
Hyposmocoma kahamanoa is the source of this 3568-nucleotide messenger RNA. It is a transcript of the gene Myo31DF, whose product is annotated as myosin-IA-like. Gene Ontology annotation, biological process: vesicle transport along actin filament; actin filament organization. Lineage: Eukaryota; Metazoa; Arthropoda; Insecta; Lepidoptera; Cosmopterigidae. Gene Ontology annotation, molecular function: ATP binding; actin filament binding; microfilament motor activity. Gene Ontology annotation, cellular component: myosin complex; vesicle; actin cytoskeleton. The record is from RefSeq and is a predicted model, not a curated record.